CAGGAUUUUCAAGCCGGUUUCUCCAUCGUUUCAACCUAAAACAGAAUGGCAAAGCGGUUUAGAUGUGUCGAAUGCAAUAAGGACGCCCACGAGCUUCACAGAGAUUACAGUAAUGGGAUCUUGAAGAUAACCAUAUGUGGAUCCUGCCAAAAGCCGGUAGACAAGUACAUUGAAUAUGAUCCCGUCAUUAUUCUGAUUGAUGCCAUUUUAUGCAAAACUCAAGCAUUCAGACACAUUCUGUUCAACACUACAUUGAACAUUCACUGGAAGCUGUGUGUGUUUUGCCUACUGUGUGAGGCCUACCUGAGGUGGUCACAACUUCAGGGAUCUGAGCAGAGCAAUGACCCUGCAGACAUCAUUAGAUACACCAAGGAAUGGGAUUUCUAUGGCAUGUUUGGGGUGGCAGCUCUUGAAUUGGGUGCGUUUUCUGUCGGAGUGCUGUCCUUCCUGUGGCUGGUUCAGUGGUUGCUUGGCUUUGACUUUGAACUGAGCUUACUGCUGAAAGCCCUCCUGCUGUCCAGCUAUGGCAAAGUCCUGCUCAUCCCUGCAGUCAUAUGGGAGCAUGACUACUCCCCGCUCUGCUUCAGCCUCAUCAAGCUGUUUGUGCUCACGUCCAACUCUCAAGCCAUAAGAGUCAUUCUAAACUGCAGCAGAAGGCUCUCCCUGAUGGCUGUGUGUGUGGGUCUGCUGUUAGAAACGUGCGUAGCCCAGGCGUUGCAGACGCUUCCAUGGAGCAUACAGGACAUCCUGCCGUUCCAGUGACCUGUUUCAGGCCAGUCCUGAAAAUCACACUGUUACAAUGGCACCUAUUACACCCUGGACCAGAGUGGUGAGGAGAGACUGGCAGUGCUGUGUGGAGUGUGCCUAGUGAUAUACAGUGAUUUCCAAAAGUAUUUGGACAGUGACAGUUCUUUUGGGUUUGAAAUUAUACAAUGACUGAUGUUAAAGGCCCAGUGCAGUGAAACAUUAUUUUUUUCCUGUUUUGUAUCAUAUUGUACAACAGCUGAUGAAACUGACACUGUAAUAAUGUAAACAAUUUAUUUCCUGAUUUGCUAGUUUUCUCUUCCCUACUCAGACCACUCCCAGAUUGUCCUAGCAGAAUUCCUGCUUGAGAAAUAUUUGUUUGCUAAAAAAACUAUUUUUGUGAAUUUUGAUGGAAAACUAAUACAGUAAGGUACCUAAUUGUUACCCAGAAAUUAUUUGAUCUUAUUAUAAAAAAUAGUUGCAUUGGGCCUUUAAAGUUCAGACUGACGGCUUUAAUUUGAGGCCAUUUUCAUAUCAGUUGAACCGUUCAGAAAUUACAGAACAUUUUGUACAUUGUCCCCCCAUUUUAGGAAACCAAAAGUAAUUGGACAAAUUCACUUAUCUGUAUUAAGGUAUUCAAAACUUUAGUAAUUGUUCCCAUAUUCCUAGCAUGAUAUGACUAGAUCAAGCUUGUGACUCUACCAACUUGUUGGAUACAUGAUAUUUAUGCCUCUAUCCUUCUCACUCAUCAUUAUUCACGAUUCAUUCAGGAUUAUCUGUAAUCAUGGUAGCAUCCACAUUAAUGUAGAAGUGUUUAGAAACAUAUUCUAUUCUUAUUUACAAUAAAAGAGACUCCAAAAUGACAGAAUACAUUAUUUACCCUUCAUUUCUAUUGAAGCACAACCAAAACAAACUGCAAAUGCAUCCAACAAGUUUGUAUUCAUUCACAAGCUUGAUGUAGUUAGUCAUUGAGUGCUAGGAAUAUUGUACCAAACUGCUGAUACACAUAUAAGUGAAUUUGUCCAAAUACAUUGGUUCCCUAAAAGGGAGGGACUAUGUACAAAAAGUGAUGUAAUUUUGAAACGGUUCACCCAAAACAUUUAUAAUAAUCAAAUAAAAAAGAUGAUAGUCUACAUUAACUGCAAUUGAACCUCAUAGUCAUUGUAUCAUUUCUAAUCCAAAGUGCUGGAGUACAGAGCCAAAACAACAAAACAUGUGUCACUGUCCAAACACUUCUAGGCAAAUACUGACACUAUGGACCUGACAACAACCUCUCUGUUGGGAUUGGAGUUACUGAGGCCACGGGACAUUCCUGAGGCUAUUUGUCAAAAUAUCCACCACUAUAGAAAGCGAGGUAGCACAUAGUGAAUGUAUUCUUAAUUCCAUGCAAUGCCAAAAACCACAAACUGUGUAUAAGCAAAACCUACUUUGAUAUGGAACAGGUGUGUGUGUGUGUGUGUGUGUGUGUGUGUUACAGAAAGAAUUUGCAAUGAUGGGCUUUACAGUAAUCACAUUUAUUGUCUUAAAUUGUUUUGAAUUUAAGAUGUAAAAAAAAGAGCAAUACUCUCUUGGUGAUCAAGCCUGUAUGAUUAAGACUAGGAACUGUGGAAUGAUAAGCAUUUGACACACAUGCUCACAGAGGCUGGCUUUAUGUGCUAUGGCCCCUUGAGACCAUCUAAUCGGUUAUGUAGUGCAUAGCCAGCUAUCAGUCUGCAUAUUUCCUGACCAAAGCCAGCUGCUUUGUUGGUAUUUCUUAACUGUAUAAAGCACAUAAAUCUGUCCACUGGGAAUGCUGUUGUUGUAUGCAGACAGAGCCUAAAGUCAGUGUGAAUAAAAGUAUAUUUUUGAUAACUCACCGAU
Messenger RNA from Oncorhynchus tshawytscha (Chinook salmon), 2604 nucleotides. RefSeq names its product ARV1 homolog, fatty acid homeostasis modulator (gene arv1). Gene Ontology annotation, biological process: intracellular sterol transport; regulation of plasma membrane sterol distribution; sterol metabolic process. NCBI's taxonomy places the organism in Eukaryota, Metazoa, Chordata, Actinopteri, Salmoniformes, Salmonidae. The transcript has 5 exons. The coding region runs from base 46 to 762 and encodes 238 amino acids. Gene Ontology annotation, cellular component: cortical endoplasmic reticulum; Golgi apparatus. The record is from RefSeq and is a predicted model, not a curated record.